Molecule: messenger RNA, 3306 nt
Organism: Olea europaea var. sylvestris
Lineage: Eukaryota; Viridiplantae; Streptophyta; Magnoliopsida; Lamiales; Oleaceae
Exons: 3
Coding region: 2645-3082 (145 amino acids)
Source: RefSeq, a predicted model, not a curated record
CAUUUUUCCCAGUCUUUUGCAGUUGAGCUUAGCAAUUUCCCCAACAAUAAUGUAGCAAAACUCCAAAAAUUUCCCCAAUGACUUGUAGCGAAAUUCCAACAAUUUCGUCAAUGACCUAUAGCAAAAAUCCAACAAUUAGCAAAAAUCCAAAGAUUGGCUAGGUAGCAAGAGACCCAGCAUCAACGCCCAACGACUUGUAGCAAAACUCCAAAAAUUUCCCCGACGUUGUGUAGCAAAAAUCCAAAGAUUGGCCAGCUAGCAAGAGACCCAACAUCAACGCCAUGUCCAAGCUCGCACCUCCAGUCUAUCUUCUCCACUCGAACUUAUCUUAUUCAGCUAUCUUCUCCAUCUUCGGCCACACUCGAUUGUCACAUAAGAAGGUAUGGAUACUUUUGUUUUGUAGGUUGGAAUUUCUUGGUUUGAGUUGAGCUGUUAGAUUUUGUUGGUGUUUGAGAAAUGGAACUAAUAGCAUUUUAAAAUUUUGAAAUCUUACUGGGAAAUUGGAUUUUUGCAUCAAUUAAUUUAGUUAUGAGAUAUAAGAAAUUCAAAACACUAUUGAAAUUGAAUCUUUUUUUUUUUUUUUUUUGUGCAGAAUUGUAAGAUUUCCUUUUUAAUUAGUUCGUUCAUUUGUACAUUUUAGUUAACCAAAUAUACUGGACUUCUGCCCUAAUAUAUUCGAUGAUGAAAGUUUUGGAAGAUCGGUACACAUAUCCACUAAAAUGAGUUAUAUGUUUAAUCAUAGUUUAAUAUCAGUUGAUGACAUAUAGUAUUUACGUUUUGAAGAAGGCAAGAAUGUGGAAGAUGAUUUGUUCGUUGAAUAUGAAAAUGAGAAUGUGGAAGGCAAUGUAAAUGUUAUGAAAGAGGAAACUAUAUGAAGAGAUGAUUAUAUUGUGCUGAGGUUGGUAUGCAAUUUAAGAAUAAAAAAGAAGUGUACGAUUUUUAUGCAAGAUAUGCAUAUAUAGUGGGUUUUCCAAUUAGGAAGAGGAGUUCAACGAAGGAUGAUGAUGGUGUUUUAAGAUAUGUCACGUUGACAUGUAGUCGGGAAUGACGAAGAAACGAUAAAACAAGCAAUUCUAUAAAGCCAUAACCAACAAUUCAGACAAGUUGUAAAGUUAGAAUCUCUGCAUCGUUCGAUAUUCGUGGUUACUAGAAAAUUAACAAAGUCCACCUUAACCACAACCAUAAGACAAGUCCUACUAAGUCCAGGUUGUAUCGAUUUAACAGAGAAUUAAGCGCACAUGUGAAACGAAAGCUUGAAGUAAACGAUAUGGCCGGUAUAUCAUUCCACAAAAGUUUUAACUCCGCAGUUAUUGAAGCAGGAGGCUAUGAGAAUAUGACUUGCAUGAAAAAGGAUUGUCGGAACUAUAUUGAACAAAUAAGACAACUAAGACUUGGCAAGGGUGAUGCAAUAGCAAUAUAGUCUUACUUUUCUAAAAUGCAAGCAUAAUGCCCGGGAUUUUAUUUUAGUAUUGACUUAGAUAACGAUUCGCGUCUGAAGAAUCUGUUCUGGGCAAACAAUCGAUGUAGGCAAGCACACAAUGAGUUUGGGGAUAUUGUUACAUUUGAUACUACUUACCUUACUAAUAAGUACAAUAUAUCGUUCGCUUCUUUUGUUGGCGUGGAUCAUCAUGGAUAAUCGACGUUGCUAGAUUGUGGUUUGGUAACGAGCGAGGACACGGAUACAUUUGUAUGAUUGUUCAGGACAUGGUUUUAGUACAUGCAUGAUCAAGCUCCGCACGGAAUAAUGACUGAUAAAAUAGGGGCAUGCAUAAUGCAAUUCAGAUAGUCUUUCCGAACACGAAACAUACAUGAUGCUUGUGGGAUAUUUUGAAAAAGUUUCCAGAAAAGUUUGGAUACCAUGUAGAUAAGUCUUCAAUAUUUUCGGCUAUACACACUUUGGUGUAUGAUUCACAGUUCGUCAAAGAAUUUGAGAAUGGUUGGAAAUUGGUGAUUAAUACAAAUGACUUGCAUGAUAACGAUUGGUUGUCGAGAUUGUAUGAUAAUAGAGGUCACUGGGUCCGUGUUUCUUGAAGACAACUUUCUAGGCUAGGAUGUCAAUGACGCAAAGAAGUGAGAGUGUAAACAUUGUCUUCGAUGGUUAUGUGCAUUUCAAGACAUCAUUGAAACAAUUUGUUGAACAGUAUAAACGAGCAUUGUGGAAUAAGGUUGAGAAGGAAUUUUAGGCUGAUUUCAAGUCUUUCUCUUAGAUAGUACCGUGUGCAACAACUUAUGAAAUGGAAAAACAAUAUCAAAAAGUGUACACCAUUUCGAAGUUCAAAGAAGUUCAAGGUGAAUUUACAAGGACGGUUUAUUGUGAUCUUAUAUCCACUUCAGAUAGACAUAUGGGGACGACGUAUGAGAUGUAUGAAGAAGUGUUAUUGGGCGAUUGAUAAAAGAAAAAAAAAUGUUUCUAGUCUUAUUCAAUACAGAGAAAUGUGAGAUUAUUUGUAGUUGUAACUUGUUCGAGUUCCAAGGAAUAGUAUGCAGGAAUGCGUUCACAAUGUUGAUUCGUAAUGACGUAACUAUAAUGUCGGAUCAAUAUAUAUUGCGGAGAUGGAGGAGAGACAUCAACAGAGCACACACAAAAGUCGCAGUUAAUUAUGAUGGAUUGGUUAGUACUCUAGGACAAUUGAGGUAAGAUGACAUGUGUCAGGCAUUCGCCAAGGUGGCAGACCUUGCAGUUGAUGAUGAAAGGCGAUAUCCUGCGAUCAUGGAUUGGAUAGAAAUUCAAAAUAAAGAGCUUAGUUUGGCGAAACCGAGUUUAGAUAGUAAUACUAUAUCGCAGUAUACUGUCCCCUCAAGAUCUUGUGAGCGAGAGCAUCAAGGAUCCGAAAUCGUUAAAGACAAAACGGGAACUAAAGAGAAAACAAAUAAAAGGCCCAUUGGAGGCACGAUCGGAUCGAACCAAAGUAAAGAGACCAACAUCGAGACAUUGUGGUAUGGACGAUGGUGUACCCGAGGUUCCACCUCCUCCUCAACAACAACAUUCCAUGCCGAUGUCGUUCUCAUAUUUGCAACUCCUAUUGGUCAUGCGAUACCAUACAGCUAUCCAUAUUUACCGCAUCAUGAUGGGACCAUUUGAAUUCAAGCGAACAGAUAAACAAAGUGGACGCAUUUGCUUUUUUAUAAAUAGAUGUAUGGGUUGCUAAAUGAGAGAAAUGUUAUCAUUCCUUUACAAAAUGUGUAUGAUAAUUCCAAAAAAAAUCAUUCAUUUCGUUCAAGUGUAAUUUGUUGGACAAUUAUUUUAGUGUUGGAUAUUAUGUUGUUCCGCUUGAGUUUUGUUUGCAACUAUGCCUUGUUCUUGUA